AUGUCCGUCUCCGACCCUCAACAUAUGCCGCCUCGAUGCUGCACUAACGAUCACAUCCCGCUCAAACACGUUGACAAGCUUUUUGAUACAAAGUUUAAGAACACGUGGAACAGGAAAUAUCAAGAAUAUACCACGAAAAACCGAUUAUACUGUCCGUCUCGCGGCUGCGGAGAAUGGAUAAAACCGAAUCAAAUUUACCUAGAUACUGGUAACGGACCAACCGGUGGGCGCAAGUAUGGCAAGUGCAGCAAGUGUAAAACUAAAGUUUGUGUUCUUUGCAAUGGAAAAAUGCAUCGUGCAAGGGACUGCCCAAAGGAUGAAGACACGAAGAAAUUCAACGACAUCGCCAAAGAUGCGGGUUGGAAGCGGUGCUACAACUGCUCUGCAAUGGUGGAACUGAAGGAAGGGUGUAACCACAUGACGUGUCGUUGCACGGCUGAAUUCUGCAUUAUCUGUGGCGCGAAAUGGAAAACGUGCGAAUGUCCGUGGUUUAAUUAUACCACUGUGCAUGACGACGAUAUACUAGAGAACAUGAACAUUCCCCAAGCGCGGAGGGAAGCGGUGCCAGACAAUGAAGAUCACCGAGGCCCCAUUCGAUAUCAACAGGAGAUGGACAGGCGUCGAGAACAGGAGCAAGAAGAUGAAGUGCUGGCAAGAAGGCUACAACAGGUGUUUGGUUUCCAGGAAGAGGACGAUGACGACGAUAGCACGUAUGAUUACCGUCCUAAUAACGGCCAGAGAGCUCUCCCGGAUCGCGAUGAGAACUCCUUCCCUCCUAUAUAUGACAAUUUCUAUCUUCCUAGCAGGCCUUCUGGCGCUCACACUCCACCUCCACCGGAUUACCAAACUCCUCGAUCUCACCUUUUACUAGAGGAUCCCGCUGUUUCAUCGCGCCAUGAAAUAUCAUAUAUCCCUCGAAUACGCACCCAGACUCCUGAUUCAACACGACGCCGCCGACGGCGCAAGCAAGCCUUGAGUCAUGAUGUGCCUUCGAGCCCUUCUCGAGUUGAACAUUGGAGAAUGGGACUUAAUUUAUUAUCCCGAUAA
Molecule: messenger RNA, 1047 nt
Organism: Uncinocarpus reesii 1704
Lineage: Eukaryota; Fungi; Ascomycota; Eurotiomycetes; Onygenales; Onygenaceae
Exons: 1
Coding region: 1-1047 (348 amino acids)
Biological process (GO): ubiquitin-dependent protein catabolic process; positive regulation of proteasomal ubiquitin-dependent protein catabolic process; protein polyubiquitination
Cellular component (GO): cytoplasm; ubiquitin ligase complex
Molecular function (GO): ubiquitin protein ligase activity; ubiquitin conjugating enzyme binding; zinc ion binding
Source: RefSeq, a predicted model, not a curated record